Molecule: messenger RNA, 1725 nt
Organism: Hirsutella rhossiliensis
Lineage: Eukaryota; Fungi; Ascomycota; Sordariomycetes; Hypocreales; Ophiocordycipitaceae
Product: lipase (class 3) domain-containing protein
Exons: 3
Coding region: 1-1725 (574 amino acids)
Biological process (GO): lipid metabolic process
Source: RefSeq, a predicted model, not a curated record
AUGACGGAACAUUCGGCCGCCGCAUACUGCAACUCCAAGAAAGAGCCCGGGCAGAUGGUUGAAUGUGACGGAAAUUGUCCGACGGUCAAGGAAAAUAGAGUGAUUUUGAAUCACACAUUUAGUGGCUGGCCUGGCGCCCUCAACGGUUACAUCGCCGUCGACCACGAACGAAAAGAAAUCGUCCUAUCCAUUCGGGGGUCUUGGAGUCUGCCAAACUGGGUAUAUGACGUCCGAUUCUUCUUCACCGACUGCGAAUAUGUUCCGGGGUGCAGAGUUCACACAGGCUUUGCCAAGGCCUGGGGGGGAGUCUCGGACAAGGUCACGGCCAUCCUCCAGUCCCUUCACAGAGAGCACAAGUACCCCGUGGUUGUCACCGGUCAUUCCCUCGGCGGUGCGGCAGCGACGAUUGCCGCUGCCCACCUUCGUUAUCGCGGCUUACCCGUGGAAGCGUACACCUACGGCGCCCCACGCGCCGGCAACAUCCCGUUUGCUAACUUUGCCUCAUCGAGGCUCAAUGGCACGACGUAUCGCGUCACGCAUGAUGCAGACACGAUAGCCCUUGUACCGCCAAUCUUUAUGGGCUAUGCUCACACAUCUCCUGAGUUCUGGAUUAGUGCGGGUUCGAAGGAAACCAAAUAUGGCAAAAGCCAAAUCUUCAACUGCACAGGAAUUAAGAACCACGACUGCCAGCUUAGCACAUCAGGUCUUGGCCUCCCGGCCCAUUUCCACUAUUUCAGAAAGAUUGAUGCCUGCAAGCCGACACUCCCUCUGAGAAGGCGAGAAGAAACAUUCGAUAUCCCUGACGGGUGGAAAGACAACAUCAACAAGGACCGCGCUAUGGCAAAGCAAGACGCUGUUUUCAGAAGACUACAAAGUAAUGAUUGUGCAGAAAUCCUCGACGAAGAGAUUCUGGUGGACAACGAGAGCACAUAUGAACGAGCAGUAGUCAGGAAAUGCUCGGAUUCUGUUGAGGUCAAUGAGCUUCCAGAGCGGACGUCCAUUGAGUCUGCCACCGACUUGGACUCCACGAGAGAGGAACCUCAACUAGACGUUUCCAGGCCUGACACCAGCUCCAACCGUCCACAUGAGAUGCCGCAGCCAGUUGGUAAGCCGAUCUGGGCAGAACGAGACGGCGACAAAAACUUCAAACAAUGUAAAAGGGUGUUUCCCGACAACGCAUGCGUCAGAGAACUUUUCUACUUGCAAGGAUCCAGCGACGAAAUCCGAAAAAGUUGCCGAGACGGUAAUUUGCGCAAAAAGGAAUAUCUAAAUGUUGGAGUUGGCUUUUAUCGAAACGAUGUCUUCCCGAAAGGACCCAAGUGUGGCGAGUUCGGAAACUACCUCGACGGGGUAUUGGCGAUGAAGCUUACAAGAAAGGACCACUAUGGACCUAUCUGCGAACAGUGCGUUCUCCUAGACGAAUCAAUGUGGGCAGAACGCGAUGGCAACAUGGAGUUCCAACGGUGCAGGGAGAAGCUUUCCAACUCUCCUUGCGUCAGAGAAUUCUUUCACCUGCAAGGAUCUGUCGAGGAAUUCCGCAAGAGCUGCCAGUCAGGCAAUCUGGCCAAGGAUGAACGCAUUAUUCUCACGAUAGAUAUAUUUCCCGAAAAGAUUUUUCCCGGUGGACCCCAAUGCGGCAAGCGAGAAGAUCAGUUGGUGAAUUUCCAAAUAGAGAAAACAUGGGGGCUAUCUGCAAGCAGUGCUUCUCAUGAGUUGAAUAGCUAG